AUGAAAGUUGUAGAAAGAGAAUAUGAGUCAUUCAAUGUCGAUCAAAUCAAUAAUUUUGAUUCAUCUAGUCUCGCUAUAACUACAUAUAAUCCAAAUACUUCUCUUAAUAUCAUUCAGCAACAAAGAACUGAAGAUGUUAUUGAGAAUUCUAAUCUAUUAAAUGUUCUAUCACGUGUAACCAUUGCACUUGCAAAAUAUCCAAAUGAUACUACACUUUAUAAUUAUGGUGAUCUACAAAUGUGGAUGUACACACAUACAAAUAAACAUGCACCUGUUGAUAUAUGCGAAUUUUUAACUCGAAUAUUUCUUAUACGUUCAGAUCAUUAUGAUCAACAAAUAUUAUUUAAUUUACGUUUAAUUUGUGCUGAAGCUUAUCAAACAAUAGGUUCUAUUAAUCAAGCACAAUGUCAAUAUGAUCAAGCGGAAAUGCUAGCAAGCAAUUUAAAUAAUAUAACAGAAAUAAUAACUCUUCAUGAUAAAAUGAUAAAAGAUCGACAACAAAAAAAAUUAGAAGAUAUAGGAAUGAAACUUGAAUUUCAAGCGGAAUUUAAAUGUAAUCUUAUAAAAGGUCGAAAACGUUCAAGACUUAAUUCAACGUAUGAUGAUUUUCUUAGUCAAUUAAAUAUGGAUAAUCCAAGUCCAGAAAAAUGUCGUUAUAUAUGGCGACAGAUUGUACUUCAAUUUGUUCUUCAGCCAAAUAUAGCUAUACCUAGUGCUCAUUGGUUACUUUCAUAUGCUGCUCGUCUUCCAUCUAAUAGUCUUCAACAUGCAAAUAGUCUUUAUGUUGCUCUCAAUCUUUUUCUUUUUGGUUAUGGAUCAACAAUUUUUCAGCAACAACAACAUUUAAAUAUUGAUGUAUUCAAAAUGUUAGAUGAUAUUGGACGUUAUUUUGAUGAAAAUGGUAAUCAAUCAAAACAAUUUUCACCUAUACAUAAAAUGGCACAUGUUUGGGGUACAGCAGCAGUUGCAUUUCAUUUAACAUCUGAUAUAUAUCAAUAUUUAGUAUGUGCAUGUAUGAUGAGAGUUAGUUUUGAAUCAUUAAAUAUUUGUUUUAUGUCAUCCGGCAUUGAAUCAUUAUAUAUACUUGCACGUACACAUGCUCCAGAAUUCUUUACGAUGAUGAGUAAUAUUCCUAGUAUAAAAUUAAUGUCACCUGAAUGUAUAAAAUAUAUUCGACGACAAGUGGAAAAUAAUCAGACUUGUAUUCGAUAUUCAACUGAAACAGUGAAUCGAUUUGUUUUAGACAUAUUUAAUAUUGAUCAAAGUGAACAUCGAAUUUAA
This is a messenger RNA of Adineta steineri, 1281 nucleotides long. The record is from the annotation of a GenBank genome assembly. NCBI's taxonomy places the organism in Eukaryota, Metazoa, Rotifera, Eurotatoria, Adinetida, Adinetidae.